Messenger RNA from Seriola dumerili (greater amberjack), 2614 nucleotides. RefSeq names its product ubiquitin like domain containing CTD phosphatase 1 (gene ublcp1). Gene Ontology annotation, biological process: protein dephosphorylation. The coding region runs from base 252 to 1208 and encodes 318 amino acids. The transcript has 11 exons. Gene Ontology annotation, molecular function: protein serine/threonine phosphatase activity; protein binding. The record is from RefSeq and is a predicted model, not a curated record. Gene Ontology annotation, cellular component: nucleus. Lineage: Eukaryota; Metazoa; Chordata; Actinopteri; Carangiformes; Carangidae.
ACAGAGCGUGCGCCUCUCGAUGAAUGAAACUAAACGGCAAACUUCAUUCAUUCAUUCAACUCUUCGACGAAAUUUGACAGUGUUAACCAAGCGUUACGCGUUAGCUUGCUUGACCAGGUGUACGUGUGCAUGUUUGUUACUGUAGCUUGGAAUAUUUGCUUGAAAGUGUGUGCACUUGUCUGUGCGUGUGCAUACCCAACUCCAGCUGCAGCCGAGUGUGUGUGUAUGUGUGUGAAGAGCCCGUGUGAGCCAUGUCAGUGUCAGUGAUCAUAAAGUGGGGAGGUCAGGAGUACUCCAUCAGUUCUCUGUCUGAGGAGGACACUGUGAUGGACCUGAAACAGUCCAUUAAGACCUUGACUGGGGUGCUGCCCGAAAGACAGAAACUACUGGGACUCAAGGUCAAAGGUAAACCUGCAGAGGAUGAGGUGAAACUGGGCUCUCUGAAGCUGAAGCCUAACACCAAGAUCAUGAUGAUGGGUACCAGAGAGGAGAGCCUGGAAGAGGUUUUAGCCCCUCCCCCAGAGAAUGAUGACGUGGUCAAUGAUUUUGACAUCGAGGAGGAGGUCAUUGAAGUGGAGAACAGAGAGGAGAACCUGGCUAAAAUUGCCCGCAGAGUGAAAGACUACAAGGUGGAGGAGAUGAAUCCUCCAAGAGAAGGCAAAAGGCUUCUGGUACUGGAUGUGGACUACACGCUGUUUGAUCACAAGUCGUGUGCAGAGACGGGUCAGGAGCUGAUGAGACCAUACCUUCACGAGUUUCUGACAUCAGCCUACGAGGACUAUGACAUUGUCAUCUGGUCUGCUACAAGUAUGAAGUGGAUUGAUGCCAAAAUGAAAGAGCUUGGAGUGACAGACAACCCCAACUACAAGAUUACGUUCAUGUUGGACAGUGCAGCCAUGAUCACAGUGCACACCCCUAAGAGAGGGGUCGUAGAGGUGAAACCCUUGGGUGUGAUAUGGGGGAAGUAUGGAGAGUUUUACAACAGGAAGAACACCAUUAUGUUUGAUGACAUCGGACGAAACUUCCUCAUGAACCCACAGAACGGACUGAAGAUCCGCCCCUUCAUGAAGGCCCAUCUUAACAGGGAGAAGGACAGGGAGCUAUAUAAACUAGCUCAAUACCUCAAAGAAAUCGCCAAGCUUGAGGACUUCACUGGUCUCAACCACAAACACUGGGAGAGGUACCUAUCCAAGAGGCAGCACCACUGAAGAGGGACUACAUCCGCGACAAGGACUUGGGCUGGAUGCCACCAUCUCUUAAACCAGUUCUCACACACAUACACACAAACUUGGAUAUUACAAGUCCUUCAUUUCAAACCUUACUACAAAUCCUACACUAAUCCUGCAGCUGCCAACACUCAAAAGCUCAGGACUGAGAUGGGCUUCCCAACUGAUAUAUUUGCAUGCUAUCUGUCUCUCCCGGAACUUGAUGGGCUUUUUUUUCUCCAAAUGUUGUUUGCAUUUACGACAAUAACGAUGGCAGUGAUUGCGUGGUAACCGUAGAGUGUACCCAUGUGGGUUAAAAAGCUACUCAUAGGUUCAAUCAGGUGUUUAAAACACAUCUCGAAGUCCACAGUUAAAUGGUACGUGAAAAUACUUGAGAUCUUUUUCAAAUAGGAACACGUUGCUGUGGCUUUCUAGGAAGUUGAGCUGUUACGGAUGGUAUAUGCUGAAGCGACUGAGAUUCUCUAUUGAAAAGCCAAUAAGCCAAGUAAGAAUUGAAUGGGAAAUUCAACAAGAAGACUGCAUAUACCCCCAAUAUAGGCAAUAUCAAAUAUGAUUUUCACUCCAACAAGUCUGGUAAGUCCAUUUUUUAAAAAUUGUGGUGAAGAAUUAAAGUGAAACACUGGAAUGGCAGGACGUGAUGAGAGCAAUGAUCAAAAUCCAAGUCCAUGAGCAUCAGACUGAUGCCUGUAACCUACACAAUUUGAUGUGUCAUAAAGAGAGAUCAAGCAAAUAUUUCAUCAAAACAAUUGACUGCCGUGCACGUUUUGAUGGAAAACAUCUGCCGUUUGCUGUUACUUGUAUGGAGAGGUCAGUGGACACAAGCCAAGGACGUCGUACAUGCACAUAAUGUGCACAUAGAUGGUCAAAGUUUACAAUGGUUAAGUUUGUUUGAGUAUUUGCCCAGAAAUGUUUUUGUGUCCUGGCUCUGCUGCACUGCUGGACGCACACACUCAUCCAUGUAAGGGAUGGGUUCUAUUUUGUUUGUUUUUUCAUGAAAAUGUUAUUAGUGUGUUUUGUUUAGAGCUUUUACUGAACUGAACAAAGUGAGGAUGAGGGAUGAUGAUGGGACAGAAACUGACAGCACAAAACAUGCAUUUAGUGUUUGUUUUUGUUUUGUUUUUUUGUAGCUUCUGGAAUUAAUGUGUCUGCACUCAUUGUCAACACUUAUUUGAAGUCAUGGAUGAAGAAGGGGAAGUGUCUGGGGGAGGAUAAUGAAACAAGUUCCCCUUUCCCUGGGAACAUUAGGGGUGUGAUUUUUUUCAGAUGAUGUCUGGUUUACAGCUCUCUUGGACAUUCUCUUUUUCAUUUCUUGAGAUCUGCCUUUUUAUGUGUUCCCCCAUCACAUCCCAGACAUCCUGGCUGUAAAUACGACAAUAAACUUUUUUUUU